CUCUCCAUCCCAGCACUAGUAUUUGAGUUGGCAGUCUGUGGGUGAAGUUCUGAGGCAAAGUUAACCUUCAGCAUUACCUUCAAGCUUUGUAGUUUUCGUGUGUGCAAAAGAGACAGAAAAGAAUUGAAAGCAUUAUGAAUGAAAACAAAUGAUGGCAAUGGCAUAGUAAAAUCUAUAAUCCACCAUUUUAGAACUACCUGUUACCUUGAAAAACGUGUGUGUAAAAUUAAGAGAUAUGCCCUAAAUAUAUUUUGCAACACUCCCUCUUCCAGCAUCUGCUCCAAAGAACGUUAAAUCCCAAAUGAAACUAAUUGAAUUACUUGAGGGAAAUUGCUAUGGUUUCUUCUCCCUUGAAAGCAAAGCUCUGAACUGUUGGAAAGCAAUAAAUGAGCAUAGUCCCGGUAACUUUAUUGAUUUCACACCUGCUUCUUUCGAUCAUGCAAUGUUUUCAAGCAAAAGAGAGAAGCAAUAUGUUUUUAUUUGCUAUGAAGGCAUACUAAUCCAUAUCUAGCCCACCUUCCUUCCUUCCCCAUCACCCUGCAAUGUAAUGAUAAUCAUGCCCUUCUCUUUCUACCUUUGUCUAGGCAAACUUCCCCUGUAUUCAUCCAUUCUAUUUUCCACCCCAACAUGUCACUGCCCUUGCUCAUUGUUUCCCUACCACAAUCACAGUGUGCUUUGCAUGCUAUGUCCAGAGUUCUCCCCAGACCCAGCAUCAACACAUGGCAUCCUCAGACACCUUUCAGAACAGGGUGCACCACUGAAACCUGGUCUGGGCCUCCUGUUGACUACUGGGGGUCUGGGACCUGCUAUUUGAAUUUGCCACAAUGCCCCCAACAUAGUAUGGCUCUGGGGCACCGUGGGAAAUUAAAAUGGCAACCCUAAUUAGGGGUACGGAAGCCACCAUUUUAAUUUCCCACAGUGCUCUGGAGUGAUGCUAAAUUGUGGUGAUGUAUUGUGAAAUAUUAAAAUUCCCCUACCCAGACCCACCCCCUGGGAAUUCGACAUGAAUGGUGACUGCAACACACUGAUGAAUGCCAGGUAAUCAUGUCCGGAGAACUUAGAUACAAGCCAUCAAACCUGGAGCCAACACUGACUUUCUGUUCUUGUACAUAUGGGUAUAUAUAGGAAUGUAGAUUGCAUAGACCUAAAUAAAGCUUCAUUUAUGGACAUGCACAUUGCUUUAACUUUUCUGAAUCUGUGCUUUACUCUAAAGGAGCUGAAUUCCAUGCAGCUUACACUAUCUACUGUCGAAUGAGCAUGAUGCCCAUUAAUUAAGAAACGCUGUUUUGAAAAUCUGUAGAACCUGUAACUCUUUGAAAGAAGGAGUUACACAAAAACAGUGUUUGAACAUCAUAGGGAGCUAAGGCAUAGAACAUGGGUAGGCAAACUAAGGUCUAUGAACAGAACGUGUUGAAAUGGUCUGCAGACUAGAAAAAAGAAAAAAAUAACAAUUUCCGAAUAGAAGUAAAAUAUGUUUACAAUUCCAAGUUAAAAAAAGCAAAAACCUAAAACUGAAUUUUGUAUUGGAUCUUCACUAAGACAACUAAAAAUUGAAAAGAAAAUGUUUAAAAAUGAAAUUAAAAUAGAGGGGAUACUUGUAUGGAUGUAUUCCCUCAGAAUUCAGAACCCAAAUCUCUUCUUUUCUGAGUUUAGGGACCUUUACCUCCAACGAGGUUAACUUACUGAUUAGUUCCUUGGAAUGGAAAGUUUGUUUUGUUUUUCUUUUGCUUUCCAGGACUUCAUAUUCCUUAGUAAGGGCUCUAGACUGUAGUGUUUGGCGGGGCAGAGUGGGAUGGAGCGGCUUCCCAGCGCCAGUUUCACUUCUGGGUACCAAAAGUGGAAGGUGGGAAGGUGGUUCAGUGCAGCAGCGCAGGUGGAGCUAGUCUGAUGCUCCCUCGCCUCUCUGCCUCGCCUCUGCCCCUCUCAAUAACCAGCAGCGUGGCUGCUGUUGGGAAGCCAGGGGGUAAAACACUUCCUAAGAAGAAACAGCAGCAAAAGAGCUUUUUCAAUACUAGCACUAUAAUCACUUCCCAGAAGAACAAUGUAGCUUGCCGCUUAUUGUCAGCCAGGCUUCACAAAGUUAAAGAGCUGAAAAAUGAAGUGUCUGUUCUGAAGAAAAAACUGGAGGCAUCCAACAUGGAAAAUCAGAUCUUGAAGCGGCUUCAAUAUCGACAUUUGAAAGCAAUAAGUAAAUACGAAAAUGCAGAGACUAAUCUGCCUGAUCUUCUAGCAAAACAGUGUGGUGAAGUGAGGACUCUCAGGGUACUUCUUAGGAAAUCUCAAGAGCAGGAGCGCAGUGCGUCCAAGAAACUUAGAGAAGUUGAGGCACAACUACUAAAGACAAAAGAUACCUUACUGGCAUUGCAGAAACUUUCAGAAGACAAGAAUCUCGCAGAAAGAGGAGAACUUAGACGCAGGUUAAACACCCUCACACAAAGAAUGGAAAUCGGUGAUAAGAGAAUUCAGGUCUUAGAAAAGCAGCUGCUGUUGAAUAAUACCUCCUUUAGUCAUCAGUUAGCAGUUGAGAAGAAAAAGACUCUUGAAGCUCAGUUGAUUACCACGAAUUUGCAAAUGGAAAUCAAGUCGCUUAACCAAAAAAUCAAGGAAAAAGAACGAGAACUUGGUGUGAGAAAUAUUUAUGCAAAUCGGAUGCUUAAAGGUCAACAGGACAAAGGUGGUUCAGAGUCUCCCCCCAAAGCUGUCAAUGUCUCCAAGUCGGUACAAGUAGAUGUGAAUCUAGAAGCAACAGCUCUUCAAAAGCACGAGGCAGAGAAAAGUUCAGUUGUUUUUUUAAAAGAGGAGUUGACAACCAAAGAUAUUAAUUGCAAAGACAAACUAUGUGAUGUGGAUAAAGAGAUGGAAUCAAAAACAGAAGUUCAUCAAAAUCAAAAAUUAACAAUGCAACAGAUUUCGAAUAUAGCAUGCACAGAGUUAUUAGGGGAAGAGAUAUGUCCAAAUACAGAAAAACUUUUCAGAUGUGAAAACCUAGAAAGACAGAAAAACAGGAGGGAAAGACAAAGGCUCAACUUGUUGAAAGAAGAGUUUGAGAAAUUAAGGACAGACCAAGCAUUGGAGUCCACACAUGACAUCCAACAAAAAAUGAAUAACCAGGAAGAAGUUGCAACUGAAAAACAAGAAAAUGAGCCAAAACAAGUGAGCUGUGAUAAAAUGGAAACAGUAACACAAAGAUACAAAACACCUUCCACAUUAAAGAAACAGUAUGUAUUUUCAGAAGCUGUUGAAAAUUUGCAUCAGGGAUACCCUUCAACAGGUCCACUGUCCAACACAAGCACCACCUGCAGUAGUAGACAAGUGAAUAGACACCAGGGUGAAAUAGCUGAGUUGAAGGCAGAAAAUUCAAGCAGUGCCUAUGACCCGUCAUUUGGUAAGGUUACCAAAACAAGGCAAAAGGACACCACGUUGACGCUUGGCAAAGAACACAUUCCUGCAGUAUCAACAGAAAAGAAAACCACUCUUAUGGAAGAACUCUUUGGUCCAAGCUGCAUCUUAAAGGACAGUCACUCAAAACUUAAUUUAAAAGAGGCAGUUAAGGAAAAAAAAACUUUGAUGAGUGAAAAGUCUUAUGAGAUUUCACAAGUCAAUGAUGGUUUGCAGUGUGGCGAUUCCAAACAAGCCCAUAUAAAGGUUUUCCAUACAUUUGCCUUUCUGGAAAACUUUAAAUAAUUACUGCCAUAAUUUAACAAUAUUUUCAUCUUAAAACACACACAGUAUAUGAAAAUAAUUCAUUAACUGCUGCAGACUGGGUCCCCCCCCCCCCCGGAAAAAGUUUCAUUUACCAUAAGAGGUAGACAUUUUAUAUUCCAUUGCAGGAAAACAUGCAUCCAAGUUAUCAGUUUAUAUUUAACAAUGAAAUCAUCAUACUGCAGUGCAUUUUUAAAAAUUAAAAUGAAGCACAAUGACAGGUCUAUUACUAGAGCUCUAAAUAAGAAUACACUGAAAAGAAUUGCAUUGAAUAGGCAUUGGUGGUAAAGCUUAUUGGGGAAAAAGACAGUUAAUGUGUAUUUACAAUAGAAAAUGAGGCACUGCAUAACUUUUUUCUUAUUCCAUUCCACAAAGCCUCUUAAAUGAAUGCAGUGAUUCAAAUUAUCUACAUGGUCCCAGUUAGGAAAGUGAAUGCUUAGAUGAAGGGGCCUUCAAAUAGGGCGCUUUUGACCCAUCCAUGUUGAUUUGUGUAAUCUGAUAUAGACAUAAUGAGUGCAAGUUAUGGGGCUAUUGCCAGAAAGAAGAAUGACAGUAAGGCCUAUUUUAUUAACUCUCAAAUUUGGCCAUCUUCAGACUACACAGACUAAUUCAUCUGUCUAUACAAAUUUCUCAGUGCAGGAAGAUAUGUUGGUUACAGUAAUUUCUAUGGUUAUAAUUGGAUAUCCAUAUUGUUUUUUACUAUUGUAACUGAACCCCAAAUAUGGAAAACAGGUAAAAUUCGAAACAGCCAUUAAAAGCUCUUCUUCUAAUCAAACAUUCUUGGUAAUUUAAAUAUUAAAUAUUGUGCUACCCACAACUUUGUUCUCUUUUAUUUUCCUUCUUAGAACACAAAAUAUUGAACACAAUUAGUACAAAGAGGUGUCAAUAUAUGCAACAGGAGCCAGUAUGAUUAAACACAGAACUGCAACAAUGUAUCAUUUCAUCUGUUCCUAACAAAUAGGAGAUUAAUCUUACUGCCAUGAUGUACCUAGAGCACUUAGGAUCAGGGAAGCUGCACACCAGCACCACUAUAGUGGUACAGUAUUCUAUUAAAGUGGCAGACAUGGGCUCAAUACAAGUGGGAGAGGAACAUGUCUGCAGACAGAGCCAACAGAUCACCUGGGCAGUAGAGGGAGCCAUAGCAUUGUGUUAAGAACUAUAUUAUUCCCUACAUGGGAAUCUAAAAAGCUUUCAGUCAUCAAAUGGGUACAGAUUUAGCACAAACCUAUCCAGCAAGUUUAUUUGUGUCAAUGGUUGUUUGGAAAUUUUAUCUAACAUGUAAGUUCUCACAUCUCCUCCUUCUAUUUCUUACACACGUGGCUAGAAUAAAAUAUGCAUCAUGCUGAAUUCUCUAAGCAAAAACACAGCAUGUGGCCAAGAGGGGGAGAAACAGCCACUGUUGAUUAAGGCAAAGACCCUUCCAGUAAUAUUUUGAUACUAAUCAAAAUCUU
Podarcis raffonei (Aeolian wall lizard) is the source of this 5153-nucleotide messenger RNA. It is a transcript of the gene LCA5L, whose product is annotated as lebercilin LCA5 like. Gene Ontology annotation, biological process: intraciliary transport. The record is from RefSeq and is a predicted model, not a curated record. Gene Ontology annotation, cellular component: axoneme. The transcript is spliced from 7 exons. Bases 1888 to 3684 code for a protein of 598 amino acids. Lineage: Eukaryota; Metazoa; Chordata; Lepidosauria; Squamata; Lacertidae.